CAAGGCGCACCCCACCACCAAAGGUCCAAAGCCCCAAGCUGCAAGCAACAGAGCUAGCUAGCUAGAUACCACACCAUAGGCUCUAACUAAGUUGUUUUAGCAAGCUGAUAAUGGCAUCCUCCCUGAGGGCAUUGCUUGUUGAGGACACGGCAGUUCAACGCAUGGUUGUCUCCGCGAUGCUGCGCAAUCAGUUUCACUGCGAGAUGACUCUGGCGAAGAACGGGAAAGAAGCUGUUGACAUGUUCCUCGAGGGCAACACGUUCGACAUAGUUUUUUGUGAUAGGGACAUGCCCAUAAUGACCGGCCCGGAGGCAGUUGUGAAGAUCCGUGCUAUGGGAGCCACUGAUGUGAAGAUCGUCGGGCUGUCUGAUGAUGAUAACGCCAUGGAGGCGUUCAUGAGUGCCGGUGCCGAUGAUUUUGUGCCCAAACCAGUGAGGCCUGAGACUGUCGGGCCUAUGAUUCAGGAGGUCAUCAAUAAGAAGCUAGAACAGUUAGCGACGCUUGCUUGAUCCAGCCAUGGAGGAAUACAAACAGCUAGCUCAUAUGCAUAGCUAGCUUUUGGCAUGCAUUAUAUUUUUUUUUAUUACCGUUAUGAGGUCAUUUUAGUCCUGAGGUCAUGUUAAAGGCUGGCGGUGAUUAGCAAGAAGAAGAAGAAGAAGCAGAGAGGCUACCGACAUAGUUGGGUCACUUGGAUGAUACUAUCGAAAUUGUAAUUUGGAUGAUACUGUACUAGACACCGUGCCAAUGGUUGUAUUCACAUGCAUGUGGAAUGUGGCCACGUGGUUCACAGUACGUACCUGCUGAACUGGCUCGAUGCAUAUA
Messenger RNA from Triticum dicoccoides, 822 nucleotides. RefSeq names its product two-component response regulator ORR42-like. The coding region runs from base 111 to 509 and encodes 132 amino acids. Gene Ontology annotation, biological process: phosphorelay signal transduction system. NCBI's taxonomy places the organism in Eukaryota, Viridiplantae, Streptophyta, Magnoliopsida, Poales, Poaceae. The record is from RefSeq and is a predicted model, not a curated record. The transcript is spliced from 3 exons.